AUGAGUGAAUUACCAUUCGACAGCGAAGAUCUAAACUUAUACGAAAUCUUAAACCUAGAGAAAUCAGCCACUCAAUCCGAAAUAAGAACAUCAUACAAAAAACUAGCCUUAAGGUAUCAUCCCGAUAAACUUUCACCUAAAGCAACAGACAUAGAAAAAUCCAAAUCAAAUGAAACCUUUCAAAAGAUUGGUUUAGCAUAUCAAAUUUUAAAUGAUUCAAACAAACGAACCUUGUAUGAUUCUAGUGGACAAAUCAAUUUAAAUUCUUUAGAUGAUCAAGUGAAUUGGAAUGAUUAUUUUAAAGAACUUUGGAAGGGAGAAGUGAAUAGUAAAUCGAUUGAAGAAUUUACGAAAUCUUAUCAAGGAUCAGAAGAAGAAAUCCAUGAUAUUAAAGAACAUUAUAGAACGUUUGAAGGCGAUUUUGAACAAAUCUUAAACAAUACAUUAUGUUCAAGUCAAUCAGAUGAAAAACGAAUCAUCAAGCUAAUCGACAACUUGAUUAAUUCUCAAGAAUUACCUAAACUCAAACAAUGGACGAAAACUAAAACCGAUAAGAAAUCAGCUCAAAAACGAAAAACUUUGGCCGAACGAGAAUCAAAAGAAGCCGAACUGCUUUCUAAAGAAUUAGGUUUAAAUUCCAAAUUAUUAGGUGGUCAAGAUUCAUCAGAAGACACUUUGAAAGCUUUAAUCUUAUCUAAUAGUAAAAACAGACACGAACAAAUGAUUCAAAAAUUAGAAUCUAAGGCUAAACAAGAUGAUAUAGAAUCCCAAUCGAAACGUAAGAAAUCAAAACGUAAAGAAAUCAUUGAAGAAGAAGAAGAGAAUCAAGAUGAAAUUAAAUUACCAGAUGAAGAUGAGUUUUUGAAAUUACAAGCUGAAAUUCUUGCUCGUAAAAAUACAAAAAAAUCUUCAGAUCAAACUACUUCUUCUACUUCGAAGAAAACUUCAAAUCCAAGAAAGAAACCUAAAACUUCUAAAUCUUAA
This is a messenger RNA of Melampsora larici-populina 98AG31, 984 nucleotides long. RefSeq lists its product as uncharacterized. The record is from RefSeq and is a predicted model, not a curated record. Bases 1 to 984 code for a protein of 327 amino acids. Gene Ontology annotation, cellular component: cytoplasm; nucleus. Gene Ontology annotation, molecular function: heat shock protein binding. NCBI's taxonomy places the organism in Eukaryota, Fungi, Basidiomycota, Pucciniomycetes, Pucciniales, Melampsoraceae. The transcript is spliced from 2 exons.